This is a messenger RNA of Haplochromis burtoni (Burton's mouthbrooder), 2018 nucleotides long. RefSeq names its product glucose-6-phosphatase 2. Gene Ontology annotation, cellular component: membrane. The record is from RefSeq and is a predicted model, not a curated record. The coding region runs from base 640 to 1716 and encodes 358 amino acids. Lineage: Eukaryota; Metazoa; Chordata; Actinopteri; Cichliformes; Cichlidae. Gene Ontology annotation, biological process: glucose 6-phosphate metabolic process; gluconeogenesis. The transcript has 5 exons. Gene Ontology annotation, molecular function: glucose-6-phosphatase activity.
AUUUAUAUUUAUAAUGAUAUAUAUAAUGUUUUCAGGAUGUUUUUUGCUGAAACGAUAUCCCACCUUGUGGUCAGUAUGUGGAAGUUCAGAUGGAUCCGAAAUUCCGUCCAAACUAUAUAAAACAACAUUAUACUUAUUUCAGUAUUUGUGCUCUGAUUAGAAUGGGAAGAUAGCUGAAUGCUAACAGAUGUACUCAGUGAACUCUACUGUGCCAGAUGCCAGAUGGGCUGUGUUUUUCUCUUGCAGCAUUAUAGGAAGUUCCUUUUGUUGCUACGUUCACUGAGAAUGAGAAUAUUAAUGAGGCUGAAAGGAUCCAGCAGGUUACGUGUAACUGUCUUUCUUCGUGUGUACAAUGGCUAAUAUUUAACAAUUGUAAAAGCAAUGUUCUGUGAAAAAUCUAAUGUCUACAUGCUCAGGGUGUAAACAGUUUUGUAACAUGUCUUAAAAUGCUGAGCCCUAAUGGCAACAUUAUUUUAUGUUGGGUUCAAAGCAAAGAUGUUGCAGUUGUUGCCAUGGCUUCAUUUAAUGAUUUAUGAUACCAGGUUGAUAUAAAGUUCCUGAGGUAGGAAAGGACUCACGGUGCUUUAGCUGGCAUUGAAGAAGAAGCUGUUGCAGUUGUGUACAUAGAUAGGGAACCACAUGGAUUUUGUCUACAGCUUUGGUGUGCAGGUUAUACAGUACCUGCAGAACAACUGCUGGCAAUAUCAUGACUUCAUUGAUUUUGUGUCAGUAGUGGGUGACCCUCGUAAUAUUUUCUCUGUUUAUUUCCCUCUCUGGUUCCAUCUCAGUCACAAUGUUGGCACCAAGAUGAUUUGGGUGGCUGUCAUUGGAGACUGGUUCAACCUUAUUUUGAAAUGGAUUUUAUUUGGGCACCGACCAUACUGGUGGGUGCAAGAAACACCCUUCUACCACAAUGAUUCAAAACCACAUUUGGACCAGUUUCAUAUAACUUGUGAAACAGGGCCAGGCAGUCCAUCUGGUCACGCCAUGGGCUCAUCAUGCGUGUGGUAUGUGAUGAUCACUUCUGCUUUAAAUUUUGCUCGGCCUUCCCGCGCCUCAUCUGUACACAGCUUUCAAAGGUUUUGUCUUCUGAGGUCCUUUUUGUGGAUGACUUUCUGGGUCAUUCAGAUAAGUGUUUGCAUCUCCAGGAUUUUUAUUGCAACACACUUUCCACAUCAAGUUAUCCUCGGUGUUUUCACUGGCAUGCUGAUUGCUGAGGCCUUUGAUCACAUCCCCUCAGUCUACAAUGCAAGCUUGAAAGUUUACCUCCAAACCAACAUUUUUCUUUUCUCUUUCGCUGUUUGCUUUUAUCUGCUCUUUAAACUGUUGGAUAUCGAUCCCAUGUGGUCAGUCAGCAAAGCCAAGAAGUGGUGCGCUAACCCAGACUGGAUCCAUCUCGACACAACGCCUUUUGCCGGUCUGGUUAGAAACCUGGGAGCCUUGUUUGGGCUGGGCCUGGCAGUGAACUCUGAGAUGUUCGUUCAGAGCUGCAAAGGGAAGAACGGCUGCAAAAGUAUGUUUAAACUCAUGUGCGUGACUGCAACGCUCACAUUUCUGCAACUGUACAACUUUAUUAAAAUGCCCACUCACAAUGAGGCUCUGUUUUAUAUACUGUCGUUCUGUAAAAGUGCUUCAAUACCUCUCGGUGUGGUUGCUGUUAUUCCUUACUGUGUUAAUUUGCUCAUCAGAGAGCAUGAAGAGAGGAAGCUAGCUUAGACUGGGGCGCAGCUUUCAAGUUUUACAAUAUUACCCCCAACACUUAUUGAUCAAGGAUAUCAGCAAGGUUGAAUGGUAGUGUUGGCAAACAAGUGUAAAUCUGUAUGUGUAUUAUGGAGGUAAUCACACGAGACUGAAACAGUGUAUGUUUAAAAAAGUUGCAUUUGUGGGUUUGAAUAACAUAUUUUGAAAUUUUCAUUUGCUUGAUCUGUUGCUUACCUGAGUCCAUUCUAUGGUGUUUGUUUUAUAUGUAAAUCACAAUAACUGUAAAGACUGUUCAAUAUCUUAUUAAAGAGUUUCUU